Messenger RNA from Rasamsonia emersonii CBS 393.64, 429 nucleotides. Its product is annotated as Pol polyprotein. The record is from RefSeq and is a predicted model, not a curated record. NCBI's taxonomy places the organism in Eukaryota, Fungi, Ascomycota, Eurotiomycetes, Eurotiales, Trichocomaceae. The annotation marks the transcript as partial. The transcript has a single exon.
AAUGGAAGAAUAAUAAUAAUAAUAAUACUAAGGGACGCAAAACUACGACUCAAACUAAAGAAGUGCGAAUUUCAUGUGCAAGAGACUGAUUUCCUGGGACAUCGAAUCACCACAGAGGGAAUCCAAACCGACAAAAAUAAGGUCCAAGCAAUUCUGGAAUGGCCAAAACCGACAAAUGUGAAGGAGUUACAAUCAUUCAUUGGAUUGAUCAACAAUUAUCGACAAUACAUUGAGGGAUACGCCAAGGUCAUGAAACCCUUAUUUGAUUUACUAAGAAAGGACAAAUCCUACGAAUGGACAUCAGAACAACAGCAAGCAUUUGAAGAAGCAAAAAGGCGAAUCACUACAGCACCAAUUCUGGCACAGCAUGAUCCAGAGAAACCAACAACAAUUGAAAUAGAUGCAUCAGAUUAUGCAAUCGGGGCAUGA